Molecule: messenger RNA, 1563 nt
Organism: Botrytis fragariae
Lineage: Eukaryota; Fungi; Ascomycota; Leotiomycetes; Helotiales; Sclerotiniaceae
Product: putative mfs drug efflux protein
Exons: 5
Coding region: 1-1563 (520 amino acids)
Biological process (GO): transmembrane transport
Molecular function (GO): transmembrane transporter activity
Source: RefSeq, a predicted model, not a curated record
AUGGCGGAUCCUACAUCAGAAAAACUUACAGAGUCUUCAGCUGCUUCAGCGAUGUCUCUAAAUAGAUCGAUCAAGAGAAAGCACAAGUCAAACAACCGAGAAUGCCCUCCAGUACGAGAUAUCACGGGUUGGAGGUGGGCUUUGGUGGUUGCCGCAAUACUCUCCUCCACUUUUCUCUUCGCUCUCGAUAACACCAUUGUGGCAGAUGUCCAAGCUGACAUCGUCGUUACCUUCAAUGAUGUUAGUAAACUUUCGUGGCUUAGUGUAGGCUUCCUUAUUGGCGCAGCUAGUACGAAUUUGGUAUGGGGAAAGAUCUAUGGUCAGUUUAAUGCGAAAUGGACAUAUAUCAUUUCGAUUGUUAUCUUCGAGGCUGGCUCUGCAUUGUGCGGUGGUGCUCCCAAUAUGCCUGCUCUAAUUGUUGGACGGGCACUUUGUGGAUUCGGUGGUAGUGGUACGUAUGUGGGUGUUAUGACACUACUUGCUGCUUCUACAACUAUCCAUGAGAGACCGCUUUAUAUUGGAGGUACUGGGAUGACUUGGGGUUUAGGUACUGUAAUUGGUCCGAUUAUUGGAGGUGCAUUCACAGAUUCCUCUGCAGGAUGGCGUUGGGCUUUUUACAUCAAUCUUUGUAUUGGCGCAGCUUGCGCUCCAGUCUACCUGUUUCUCCUUCCAAACUAUGAUCCCCGCCCAGGUGUUCCACUCCUCCACCGCGCAAAAGAGGUUGAUUACCUCGGUGGCAUAAUUAUCAUUGGAGCCUUUGUCUCUGGUGUCAUGGCCGUCUCAUUCGGCGGUGUAACUUAUCCCUGGAACUCUGGGAAAAUCAUCGGGUUGUUCGUCUGCUCAGGUAUCUUGUUUAUCAUCUUCGGCAUCCAGCAAGUCUUUACUAUCUUCACCACGACCAGCCGCAGAAUCUUCCCUAUCGAAUUUUUGCAGAGUAGAACAAUGCUCAUUCUUUUCGCCGUGACAUCUGCUGGAGGAACCGCCAUCUUCAUCCCUAUUUAUAUGAUUCCAAUCUUCUUCCAAUUCACCCGUAACGACUCGGCUCUCGAAGCAGGCGUGCGUCUUCUGCCUUUCAUCUUCCUGAUGAUCUUCGCCGUCAUAUCCAACGGUGCGAUCCUUUCCGCAUACGGUUACUACAUGCCAUGGUACACUGCAGGUGGAGUUCUCGUCCUCAUCGGCGGAUCCCUCAUGUUCGCCGACGUCACCCCGAUACCUCUAUUGCCAAAAUCUAUGGCUUCACCAUCCUUAUCGGCCGUUGUUGCCGAGGAACUAGUUUCUUCCGCCGUCGGCUUCAUCACCUGUGCUCAAGUAGGUGGUGUAACUAUCGCUCUCGCAAUUGCCAAUUCCGUCUUCCUAAAUGGAAGUCAGGAGAAAAUUCAAGCUAUCCUGCCUGAUUUACCGGCUGCGGAAAUUCAGCAGCAGAAAGAAGUCAUUCAGGCGAUUGUGGAGAGUAUGAGUAAGACUUAUGCUAUGGUUAUCACGGCGGGGGCGUUGACUGUGGUGUUGAGUUUGUUGAUGAAGAGGGAGAAGCUUUUCAUGAGCGCAGCUAUGGGUGGUGCUUAG